This is a messenger RNA of Macrosteles quadrilineatus (aster leafhopper), 3870 nucleotides long. Its product is annotated as calpain-5-like. Gene Ontology annotation, molecular function: calcium-dependent cysteine-type endopeptidase activity. Gene Ontology annotation, biological process: proteolysis. NCBI's taxonomy places the organism in Eukaryota, Metazoa, Arthropoda, Insecta, Hemiptera, Cicadellidae. Bases 187 to 2199 code for a protein of 670 amino acids. Gene Ontology annotation, cellular component: cytoplasm. The record is from RefSeq and is a predicted model, not a curated record. The transcript is spliced from 14 exons.
AUGAGCAAGGUAGACCUUCACAACUAACAAAGGGUUUUAAGUUUAUUUUGUUUUACGUUUUCUGGGUUCAUGGAGAAGAUGAGUGGGAGUACGGAAACAAUUAAUAUGAUGUCAUCUUCUUGUUGGCAAAUGAAGCAGGCCGGAGGAUGACUAGGCCGGACAGUUGACCCUCAACCCUAGCUAGACAUGGGGCGAGUUAAAGACAGGGAAGCCAACUUUAAGAAACAAAAUUAUGCGGAACUGCGGAAACAGCAUGUGGAGGAAAAGACGCUGUUUAUCGACCCAACAUUCCCUGCUGUGGAUGCCAUUAUUGGAACAGACAGCAUUCCUUCCAAUAUACAGUGGAAGAGGCCUCCGGAUAUCUGUGACAACCCGCGGCUGUUUGCAGACAUAGAGACGUCGCGUGUCGUGCGACCUGGGGAGCUCAGCUGUAACUGGGUAGUGUCAGCUUGCGCCGUGUUGGCUGGCGUGAGGGAACUGUGCAACAGGGUGAUUCCAGACUACUGGCAGCAAGAAUGGUCUGACCAAUACUGCGGUCUGUUCCACUUCCAACUGUGGAGGUUCGGAGUGUGGACGGACGUUGUGGUGGACGAUCUGCUGCCUACAGUGGACAACGUGCUGCUGACUACCCAGGCCGGGGCUAACAACGAGUUCUGGGCUGCUCUACUGGAGAAGGCGUACGCCAAGCUACAUGGGUCCUAUGACGCCCUAAGGGAGGGACACCUAUGUGAUGCUCUGGUGGACUUUACCGGUGGUGUGUCGGAGGUUGUUGAUCUACAGGCUGAAGGUUACGCAGACAGUGAGGACCGACGGGCAGCUCUUCUUGACACUCUACAGACUGAAGUUUCUGACCACUCUAUCAUGUGUUUUACUGCUGCUGCCCCAGUGUACACUGACAUUGGUACUAGAACACCGCUGGGGCUGAGCAGAGGCCACGCCUACCAUGUCACUGGAGUCAAGAAAGUGCCUCUUGGAGAGACUAACCUUCGAACGUUGUUCAAAGGAAGAGAAAAAGUGGUUAUGGUUCGUUUGCGAGACCCUAGAGAAGAAGGUCGUCGACCCCCUACUGGACCAAGUGAGGAUGGCCCAGAAAGUGAGGGACAGUACGCGUACUCCACAGCCACCCUGAGCCGAUUGUUGUCCUCUAACUCUGAUUGGUCCAGAGUGAAGGAGUCUGAACGUCAAAGGCUCGGGCUGCACUUCAACGACAAGGCUGAGUUUUGGAUGCCUCUAGAAGACGUAGUUACACACUUUACCGAACUGGUGAUUUGUCGUCUGCUCAAUCGUAACUUGUUCGCCGUAGCUCGACGUGAGUGGCGUGAGGCUGUGUUCUCCGACUCUUGGCGCUGCGGCGCAUUCGGUACCUCCGCAGACCGAGCGGGCGGCGCAGAGGACACAUUUCUGCGCAAUCCUCAGUAUAUCUGUGAUAUUAAGAAACAAGAAGAGGAAUUGCUGGUUCAGUUAUUGCAAUUUCAUGAAAUUGACAAUGAAUCUAAUGGAUUCACAAAUUUCCUUAUCAACUUUUUUAUAAUCAAGGUAGAAGAGAACCGUCAGACACGGCUACACAAGCAGUUUGACCACACGCCCACUGUGGUGAGGUUGGACCACAAGCGGAAGCGGGAGUUGAACUACCGAGGGUGCCUGGCCGCCGGCCGCUACAUCAUCAUCCCCACCACCUUCCGAGCUGCUGACACGACCAACUACAUGCUGCGAGUGUUCUCUCAGAACGACAUCAACCUCAGGGAGCUAACCAAUGAUCUGCCCAAGAGUCUGUUAUGUUCGUGUAUUUCUGGCAAUGCUGAGUGGGUUACUGUAGUCACCGUACACAACGCAGAGCUGAAUGCUGAGCCUGGAAAAUGGUCGUCCAAGCUCAACCCCUAUUGUGUGCUAACCUGUGAAGGCAGCAAAGAGAAAACUAAGGUUUCUUCAGACUUGGAUCCUGUGUGGGAAAGUUCCUUUGUGUUCUACAGAAAAGACAUUGAUAAGCCUUUGAGAGUACAGGUCCUAAAUCAUAAUAUGAUUUUGCCUGAUGAGGUUUUGGGUGAAAGCGAACUGCCGGCGCUUGUGAAUCAUUCCCCCACUCCACUGGCAGUCACGCUUAACUCACCCGAGAAACCCAAGGACCCGGACUCACCCUUGCCACCCACGGGUGUUGUCUUUCUCACCAUCCUUAGUGAAGACAACCUUAUGGCUGUGUGAUGAGAUUAACUAUUUUUGUGUGAUUUCAUUUCUCUUUUUUGUCAUCUUUGUAGUAAAUUUUUAUCCUUUUAUUUUUCUCAAUUUUAGGGAAAAGUAAUGGAAUAUAAUUGACAUUCCCAUCUGGAAUGUUGUAUUUUUUGAGAGUUAUAAUGCUUGAACAAAUUUCUCAAGGUUUUACUAAGCUUUUUAUUGAUUGUAGGAUUAUUUAUUUUUAUUUUACUUAACUGUGUAUUUUAGCUGUUGUUUUAUACAAAUACGCAAAAGGCGACAUAGCUGUAAUGUUUGUGAUAACGGAAUAGUCACUUUUAUCUUAAGAAGAUUUGCUUAUCUUAGGAAGAUUUGCUUUGUCUUAAGAAGUUGGAUUAGCUUUGGCGUAAUAUCAUACUCUUGAUUUUUAGUGCUCAGAUUUAUUAGUGCUUGUUUACAUUUUAGUAAUCAGAAGGUCGCUGGUUCGAUCUUGAAAAAAGUCAGAAGCUUUUUGAUGGUUGGAAACUGAAUCCAGCUGUCCUCAAGUGGGCUAUAAUUGUAAUACACUGUAACUCAAAUAAUAUGGAGUUGAAUUCUUAGUUACCUCACAAAACUAAGAAAAUGCUUGCAAUAGUGUCUGCUGUAAAGGACUAUGCACUUAAAUAGCUUCUGGGAAUGAUAAUUUCCCAACUAGAAAAAUUAUAUACUUAAUUAUUGACCUGUUGGAAUAUAAGUACAGUAUUGGGGUAUUUUUUUUAAGUGCUAAAUGUCUAUGACUAUGUGUAGUCCUAAAUACAAGUACAUAAUUUUACAAGUGAAGUAGAUAUAAUGUUUUCACUCACUAAGGCCCUGUACACAUGUGGGCGGCAGUUGCCUCGGUUGCUAUCGCCCGGGAACUGUGGCAUUUGAAAGUACAAGGGAGCGAAUGGGACCGUUCACAUGCAACCGCCCACUUCCAAUCAACUGCAACAAACCGCAGCGGUCGUAGUUUUCCCUUCGACCGCCGCGGCUCCCGUGCGGUUGGAGUUACUAGAGUUGACAUGAGGGUGGUAGCCGCCACGGUUGGCUGCAGUUGCUACUAGGAUCACAGACAUCUGCGCGCUUGCCCUGUGGACACCGCUCUCUGUGCGUUGGUGAAGUGUGUAGCUGUGGCUGGAGUUGAUUUAGUGCUUGUAGCGUAAGUUUACUAUGGCCAUGCGUGCUGUUGUGGAACCAGAAAACUUUGACACUGAACUGUUCAUUGAAGAAGUACAAAAAUGAUGCAUUUGGGACAUACAAUGCAACAACAAAACAUUGCGUGGCAAGAGUUAGUUGAGUUUUUUUGCUGAAAAGAAUUGUCAAGCGUAAAAAAAGAAAAAAUUGGGUAAAUACAGUACUGGCUGUCAAAAUCGCGGCGGCAGCCGCUGCCAUAUGUACGGUCCCAGGCGGGCGCCGCAACGUGUGUACAUGGCCUAAGUGAUGAUUAGAUUAGACUGAUGUUUGCUUUAAUACUGAUUGCAACUUCAACUAAUAGGAGAAAUAGUUUUUGUAGUUAGUUGUCACCGAGUACUUAUACAUUCUGGAUCUCAAACGCAAACCUCUAAUGUCCUCCUAUCCUCAAUAAUUGCUCAUCAUCUGUUUAAUUGGACGGAAUCCAAUCUAGUAAAUACCCUUAAUAUGUUUGAGUAAAGUUAUUUUUGUAGGAAAAACUGAUGGUUAAAAAGU